Didymodactylos carnosus is the source of this 1203-nucleotide messenger RNA. The record is from the annotation of a GenBank genome assembly. Lineage: Eukaryota; Metazoa; Rotifera; Eurotatoria; Philodinida; Philodinidae.
AUGUUUGACUGGAAGAUUUGGGUUGAAACAUCCACAGCUCCACCAACAAUCUGCUCAGCAGUAACAUGGUCUGAAAAUGCAAUAACAGUUGCGGGUGGAAAUGAUAAUGGUGCAGCAUUAAAUCAGCUCAGUUAUCCGAAUCAUAUAUUUGUGGAUGAUAACGACAGUGUUUAUAUAGCAGAUAAUCACAAUGAUCGUAUUGUAAAAUGGGCACCGAACGCUAUAAGUGGUGAACUUGUGGCUGGCGGAAACGGGAGAGGAAAUAAUUUAAACCAGUGGUCAGGACCAUCCACUGUGUUUCUACAUAAGGAGGGAAAGCUUUAUAUUUCACUCAAUAGUAACAACCGUAUACAAAAGUGGAACAAUGGUGCUAGUAGUGAUGAAAGGAUUAUUGGUCAAUUUGGGCCUGGUGGAGACGCAAACCAGUUUAACGAAUCCUGGGAACUUUUUGUUGAUUUUAGUAGAGGUAUAUAUAUAUCCGAUCUUUGGAAUCAUCGGGUCAUGAAAUGGAUUGUUGAUGCGACGACGCUUUUUGUCGAUGCUGCUGGUGAUUUGUACGUCGCAGGUUUGGGUAAUCAUCGUAUUCAGAAAUGGGCGAAAGAUUCAGAGGAAGGUGUGACAGUAGCUGGAGGGAAUGGUCAAGGAUCUAACUUAAAUCAGCUUAAUGAUCCAACGUCGGUUGUACUUGAUGUGACUGGAAAUGUUUUUGUCACCGAUUACGGCAACGAUCGUGUGGUACAAUGGCUUGUAGGCGCAAAAACUGGUAGACUUAUUGCAGGCGGUAGCAAGGGCAAUGGAGUAAAUCAGUUAGAUCGACCAGAAGGAUUGCAAUUCGACACAAAAGGUAAUUUAUAUUUUGCCGAUAGUCACAAUCAGCGUGUACAAAAGUUUAUCAUUAGUAAUAACGAAUGUAACAACUCUGCAGCCCGAUUCGCGAGUCACUCAGUUGUCGUUUUGACAUGGUGGUAAGUAUCUUAAUCUUAAAAAAAGAAUGCUUAUUAAAAAUAAUCUCGGUCGCUCCAAUCAUAAAUAUUCUGAUCAAUAAAUUUGAAAAUCUCACGAGGGAACCUCCCGAGGUGUCCAUCUCAGAUUUUUUUCAUUCAUAUGCCAAUCGAUAGGUCACAUAGAGAUAUGAAAAAGCCUCAAAGGAUAUCGGCGCAAUUUGCUUCCUUCUAGAGUUAUUCAAGUUUUUCUUUUCUUUCC